Messenger RNA from Coturnix japonica (Japanese quail), 3513 nucleotides. RefSeq names its product mitogen-activated protein kinase kinase 3 (gene MAP2K3). Gene Ontology annotation, molecular function: MAP kinase kinase activity; ATP binding. The record is from RefSeq and is a predicted model, not a curated record. NCBI's taxonomy places the organism in Eukaryota, Metazoa, Chordata, Aves, Galliformes, Phasianidae. Gene Ontology annotation, biological process: protein phosphorylation; MAPK cascade.
CUGGAGCUUUCCAGUGUAACCGGAGCGGAGCCGCUGCCCUCGGCUCGUGGGGUCCCUGCACUGCGGGCUGCAUCCAGCCGUGCAGCCCUGCUGCCCUCUAAGCACCCUGAACACACUCCUGCUCUCUGCUCUCCCCACCUCCUCACCCCCCCAGUGCUCCCCGCUGCCGGCUGUGCGCCGUUUCUGUUCUUCAUUUCUGGGAAACCAUGGACAAGAAGCAAGAUUCCAAGGGAUCCCUGGAGCCACACAAACCAGCGAAGGGCAAGAAGAAGCUGAGGAUAACAUGUCCUCCCAUCAAGCAGCCCCCUGUCAACACCACGCCACCAAGGAACCUGGACUCCAGAACCUUCAUCACCAUUGGAGACAAAAACUUCGAGGUGGAAGCUGAUGACCUGGUGACUAUUUCAGAGCUGGGCCGGGGAGCUUAUGGUGUGGUGGAGAAAGUGAGGCAUGCUCAGAGUGGCACCAUCAUGGCCGUGAAGAGGAUUCGUGCCACAGUGAACACUCAGGAGCAGAAGAGGCUGUUGAUGGACUUGGAUAUCUCCAUGAGGACGGUUGACUGCUUCUACACCGUCACUUUCUAUGGAGCCCUAUUCCGAGAGGGUGAUGUGUGGAUCUGCAUGGAGCUCAUGGAUACUUCCUUGGAUAAAUUCUACAAGAAAGUACUGGAGAAGAAGAAAACAAUCCCAGAAGACAUCUUGGGGAAAAUGGCUGUGUCUAUUGUACGAGCUCUGGAGCAUCUGCACAGUAAACUGUCCGUAAUACACAGAGAUGUGAAGCCUUCCAAUGUGCUCAUCAACAAGGAGGGACAUGUGAAAAUGUGUGACUUUGGGAUCAGUGGCUACUUGGUGGACUCAGUGGCAAAGACGAUGGAUGCUGGCUGCAAACCAUACAUGGCUCCAGAAAGAAUAAAUCCUGAGCUGAACCAGAAGGGCUACAAUGUGAAGUCUGAUGUCUGGAGUCUGGGGAUCACAAUGAUCGAGUUGGCCAUCCUGCGCUUCCCCUACGAGUCCUGGGGCACCCCGUUCCAGCAGCUGAAGCAGGUGGUGGAGGAGCCCUCACCCCAGCUGCCUGCCGAGCGCUUCUCCAAGGAGUUUGUGGACUUCACGGCACAGUGUUUAAGGAAGAACCCCGCUGAGCGAAUGAACUAUUUAGAACUUAUGGAGCACCCCUUCUUCACCCUACACGACACCAAAGAGACUGACAUGGCCUCCUUUGUGACAGAGAUCCUCGGGGAGGACUCUUAACUGGAGCCCCACUGUUCCAUGCAGUCCCCACGGAGGAGCAGAUGUGGACUUGAAUUCGUGGUGGUUUGCACAACUUGUGUUUCUCAGCCCCCGGACAGCUCUGGGCACAGCCCCCAUCGCAGUCUCUUUUCUCUUUGCCUGAAUUCUUCGAGGAAGAGCCUUGGAAGCCAACACCUUCACCCUUUCAAAUGCUGGGGGCACAGGGAGGGGGAUGGUGCCCACAGUGUCCAACCUCGGCACCGUGUGUGGGGGAACUUCUGCCUUUCUUUCCCUUUGCUGCCUGAGGUUGGCAAAGAGAAAAUGCUGCUGUGCUUCUGCCCCCAGCCCCUUCCCCAGCAUUUUGCUUGGCUCCCUGCCUCACGUUCCUGAGCAGCACUGCAGGAGGCUGCAGGGCUCUGUGGGCACUCUGCUGUCCCUGCACAAAGCCAUCUUGAUGGCAUCUGGGUGACCCUUCCACACAGCCCCAGGCCUGGCACCCCCUUCACUGUGUGAUCCACUGCCCUCCUGCAGAGGAAUAAAAGCAUAUUCCCACCACUUUACCCCACCAUGAGCGGCAGCCCCUGCUCUCCUGCUUCCUCCGUGGACCUUCUCCUUUGUGCCCACCUUGGGGCUGCAUCGCACUGGAGGAGGUGGGGACGGUGGGCAUCUACCACCACUCCUCAUCCUGCAAGGAGGAUGCUGCUCCACCUCUCCAUCCUCUUCCCCCCCUUUGGGGCUCAUGUAAGACCUCACACUGUGACCCCAUCACUGCCUCCAUCUGUGGCCACGGCUGUCGUCUCAGCCCCAACCCCUGACAGCCCAGCACAGGGGCUGCUGCCGGUUGUACAUUUUGUGUCUAUAUAUAUAAUGGACUUUGUGACAUGUUUCUGGGUUUUACUGCACUUGCUAUAAAUUAAAGCCCUUCUGUGUGGGUGGGAGGAGGGACCGCAGAGUGAACGCACCGCUGUGGAUUUAUUUUAUUUUUAAUAGACUGAGUUUUCAGAGGGAUUUUCCUUUUCUAAUAUAUUUGUGUGUGUGCUCUCUCUAUAUAUAUUAUAUAUUUUUAAAUCAGUGAUGAUGGUGUGAAUGUCAAUGUGGUGGCCAGCAAUUGUGGUGCUGUGACCAGCAGUUUCCUGGUGAGAUUUGGGGUGGUGGCUGAAGUUGCUUGAAGACAAACUGCCCGAAGAUAUUGAUUUCUUUUGUAAGAAGAAAUGAAUCUAUUUUUGAAUUGAAUCUUCAAAAACAAACAAACAAAAAAAAACCCCAACCUAACACACUUCUUCCUGAACUUCCUGCCCUGGAGCUGUGGAUGUGAGGGUGCAUUCCUCUUAUUCAAGGUCCUUUUUCCCCUUGCUGAAGCAUUGUGUUCUACUGACCCCACAGCCCCGCACCCUUUGGGAUGGAGCCAGGCUGGGCUGUGGUUCAGCUCCCAGGGGAAGGGCUUAGGGCAGCACAUGGUGACUUUCCCCCAUGUCUUACCCUGUCCCCUCAGUCCAUAGGAAAUGGCACAGGUGGGCACAGCACAGUGUAAGCAAACCCUGCCCUGCCCUGGGCUGACCCUUAGCUCCUAUCCUGCCUCCCUGUGCCCAAUAACAUGGCUGAUGCUCUCCACGCCUCCCCUUCAAUCCCACCCCUCAAAACACCCAGUGCUCCCUGAAAUCACACAUCACCAGCCUGGUAGGACAGCUUGGCAGCUGAGAUGCUCACUUGUAGGUUUUCCCAUAGUUGGUUGCUUUGGAUUCCUUUUGAUUUGCUGUUAAGCUUUUGUUUUUCCUUUAUCUCCUUGCUUUUCUUCUCAUGGAGAAAGUCCUGACUUAGUUUUGGGGAAGGGGAGCACCUGCCCUUUCAUGUACCAGGUGAUACCAUGGUGGGGGUGGGGGGAUUGGGACCCAUGGAUGGAGCUUUGCUGCUUGGUUGGGUCCUGCUGCUUGUGUCCUCCUGCCAUGCAUGGGGGUGAUGAUAGAUGUGGUGCCCACCACUUGGCCUUGGGGUGGGAGAGAAUAUUAGGGAAAAAAUCUUAUCUGAGAGAAUGAUGGUGUGUUGGAACUGCUGCCCAUGGAGAGGAGGGGUCACCAUCCCUGGAGCUGUUCCAGAACCGUGGAGAUGUGGCACUGAGGGAUGUGGUUUGGUGUCAUGGUGGGGGUGGGUUGAAGUUGCUUUUUGGAUCUGAAAGGUCUUCUCCAACCUGAAUGGUUCUGAUGCAGCCCGGAGCCCCCCCAGCCCUGUACUGAGCACAGUCUGUAUCCGUCAACCCCUCCUUGUUUUCAAUAAAAUUCUCCCCGAAUCA